Condylostylus longicornis is the source of this 1756-nucleotide messenger RNA. RefSeq names its product U4/U6.U5 tri-snRNP-associated protein 1-like. Lineage: Eukaryota; Metazoa; Arthropoda; Insecta; Diptera; Dolichopodidae. The annotation marks the transcript as partial. Gene Ontology annotation, cellular component: U4/U6 x U5 tri-snRNP complex. The transcript is spliced from 8 exons. Gene Ontology annotation, biological process: mRNA cis splicing, via spliceosome; maturation of 5S rRNA. The record is from RefSeq and is a predicted model, not a curated record.
AUGAGCUCUAACGAAGGUCCUAAGGUCGAGGUGACCGAAAUUGAUGGGACGGUCUCGGCGAGUGUCCAAGAGACAAACCGAGUCCGUGCUCUGCUCGGUUUAAAACCUCUGAGAGAAGGUCCCGCAGAAGAAAAGAGGCCAGUGAUCGAUGCCAACAGCGUGACCGUGGAGCCAACCGUUGCGGAACUUCGACGAAGAAUUGAUGAUUCGCGCGCAAAGAGAACUCGUCAUGAACUGGUUGGAGGUCAAAGUUUGGGAGAGAUGCUUGCGGAUGAAGCCGAGGGUGCGACAGCUUGGGUCUCCAGGAUGCGAGACAAGAAGGACGAAGUGCCGGAGGAGCCGAGCAGGAAAAAACAUCGACAAGCCGAUUUGGAUGAAGAUGAAUUUCCAGCUGAUCUGAAAGUCGUUCAUAAGACUUCUGAUUUAGAAAUGAAGAUUGGGGAUGAAGUCAUCCUAACGUUGAAGGAUCGCCGAUUGAUUGACGGUGAAGGCGAAUUGGAUCUCACCGAAGAUCUCUUGGAGAAUCCUGAACUGAAUUCAAAAUCGAAGCGAGAUAAAAGUGAAAAAAUCCAAAGAACGACUUACAAUCCAUUUGAGGAAGACUCUGAUGAAAUUAUUGAUUUUGGAAGAACGAAUCGGAAGGAUAUCUUGCCGCAUUACGACCAAUGGGCAGUAGACGCGAAAAUGGUGAAAAUGCCAAAAGGGGUUGACGCAGUUGGAGCUGUGCCGUUAAGUGAGAUUGGAAAAAGUCGCCAAGAGGAGAAGAUUGUGAAUACAGUGAGCUUAGCAACGACCAUUGGAGUUCAAAAGGAUUUUAUGACGGCGGAAGAAUUAGAGAUGGAAACGGAAGAUCCCGAAGAGGAAGCGACUGUGGGAAACUUCAUAGAGAGGUUGAAUCCAGAAAUUCGGAGACCCCCCCGUCCACUAGACGAAGGAGAGCCUGGCGCUGAGGAUUUAGAUGAUGCCGCUUUGUAUCAACAGUUAGCGAAACGAAGGAAAUUCGGCGUUGAGCGCAAAACACAAGUGAAAGAACAGGAGUCCAUUUUAAAUGCUGUUAAAAAGCUCGAAGAAGUGAAACUUGAAGUCGAAUCCUCUCUGGAUGAAGGAAUGACAUCUGUGGCUGUUGGUGUCAAGAAGGAAGAUGACAGACUGUCAAAACUCUUGCUUCUUCCAGAUCUGGGGACAUCGUCAGAAAAGACGAUUGAGUUGACGGCAACAACUGAAUUCUGUCGCGCUUUAGAAACGCCAUUUGAAAAACUCCAGAAUGCGAAAGCGGAGCAUGAAGAGCGCAUACAAAGAGGAAAGCGCGGGCUUGUUGCGGCGGAAGCGUCAUCGUCCUCAAGUUCUGCAAAACAGUCGUGGCGUGACGAUGUCCCAAUGGAUGAGAACGCAGCAAACGCGAUUCCUGAGGACGCUGGAGAAGAGUCAUCAGAUGAAGAGCUCACGAAAGAUGAAGAGAAGGCGGUGGAGUUGUUGGUUUCAGAAAGUUUAUUGGACGGAAGUCUUUCAUCUGCAUUGAAUAUGCUGAAAUCCCGAGGUGAACUCUCUGAUGAUACUUGGAGGGUCGGACGAAGUACUGGAGAAAAUCGGCCACUACAUCAAUCUACUGGAUCCAACGACAUUAAAAUUGAGUACAAAGACGAAUUUGGGAGAGUUUUAGGUCCCAAAGAUGCUUUCCGCUACAUCUCGUGGGCUUUUCAUGGAAAGGGUCCGGGGAAGAAAAAGAGGGAAAAGUUGCUUCGCAAGAUUGAGACUG